Drosophila obscura is the source of this 2643-nucleotide messenger RNA. Its product is annotated as protein phosphatase 1L. Gene Ontology annotation, biological process: positive regulation of canonical NF-kappaB signal transduction; protein dephosphorylation; negative regulation of canonical NF-kappaB signal transduction. Gene Ontology annotation, cellular component: nucleus; cytosol. Gene Ontology annotation, molecular function: cation binding; protein serine/threonine phosphatase activity. NCBI's taxonomy places the organism in Eukaryota, Metazoa, Arthropoda, Insecta, Diptera, Drosophilidae. The transcript is spliced from 6 exons. The record is from RefSeq and is a predicted model, not a curated record. Bases 602 to 2188 code for a protein of 528 amino acids.
CAAUAAAUCCGCGGUUACACUGCCCAGAACGGUCAACAAGUGCUGGGUUUUUUCAAUUUUAAUAUUAAUUAAAUUCAAACGAAAGCUAAACGAACAACUAAGAACGUAUAUAAACUUGGCAUUGUUUAGCAUCAGACUUUCGGCUCCUACAGUGCGUGGGGAAAUAUUUAUUGCGACAUAAAUGCAGACACACACACAAGCACAUAUGCUAUGACAGAUGUUCGAUGUGCUUGAAUAAAAUACACAUAGACGACUCACGCACUCACUGGCUAUAAUAAGAAUCUCUGAAAAUAUUUUAAAAAUAAUCCCAAAGAAAGCAGGCGAGCAACGUCCACGACCAAUAAUGACAGCGGCAAAAAACGAGAAUCGUCUGUAAGCAGCAGAAAAAAGGGACAGAAACGAUACUUAAAAGAAAACGGGAACACACAGGCAGCGCAGCGCAGCGGAAAAUAAGCAAAACGACUACAGCAGAGCCAGAAUAGAUUCAAUUCGACCCGGCUGACGUGCAGCGUCAAGUGUUUCUUCUGACUGAUUCCAUCGCUUAUACAGACCCAAACUAUCUGCGACCUAAAUCUGAGAGACAGCAGCAGCAGACCUUUCCAUGGACGACGAACUGGAAGAUAAGGUGUUCUAUCAGACAUACGUUUCCCACAUGAAAAUCCUCUCGAAAUUUGCGGUGGGCUUCUCAUCCAUCAAUUCCCCACUGGCCUACAUAUGGAAGCUGUGCCGCCUUUAUGUCCUCCGACCGGAGGUAGUUUUCUGCGGCCUCAUUCUGUUCGUCUUGUUGAUCUAUUUGCAAGCGGUAGAUGUAUGGGGUCGCAGCAUUCUGGGACGCAUCCAGGCCUCGUUUGGUCGCCAGAAGGCCGCCAAAAUGAUGGAGAUGUCAGCCAUGGCAGGGGACCACCAGAGCUGGGAGGAAGUGAAGCAGCAAAGCUCAGCCUUUGCUGUGCUCGGACGCAGACCACGUAUGGAGGAUAGAUUUAUUCUUGAGGAGAACAUCAACAACAACACGGGCGUCUCCUUCUUUGCGGUCUUUGAUGGGCAUGGUGGCGAGUUCGCCGCUAAUUUUGCCAGAGAUGUACUCGUGAAGAACAUUUACAACAAGAUAAUUGAGAUGUCCAAGCUGCUGAAGACCGAGUCUGGUACCGGCGAUUAUGACAAGAACCCCUAUCUGGUUCGCAAACAGAGCAGUCGCAAGGAUGCCGCCAACAAGGAGAACACAGAGCCCGACACCGCAUCUGUUUCCCGUCGCGACAGCUUGCGUAAGGCCCACAGCACCACGGCCGAUUGCAGCUCCUUGAAGCAAAAGCCAACGGAGGCAUCAAUUGCCGACAUUUAUACAGCCCAGCUGAAUCUGGCGAUGCGAGCCAGCGGCAAUGGUGCGGCCAUGGGCUCUUCGUUUCUCAACAACAACAAUAAUGCACAGAAUGGCGGAACAAACGCUGCGCCGCCCGAUCUUGAGGCCAAGUGCUACAUCGAGAACGGCCGCAUCAACUUUGGGAAGCUCAUCACAGACGAAAUCCUGUCCGCCGACUACAAGCUGGUGGAAAAGGCCAAACUAACGACCAACAUUGCAGGCACCACAGCCUUGAUAGCCAUUGUUCAUGGCACCAAACUUAUUGUCGCCAAUGUGGGUGACUCCCGGGGCGUCAUGUACGACUCGCGUGGCAUCGCCAUACCGCUGUCCUUUGACCACAAGCCCCAGCAGGUGCGUGAACGAAAGCGGAUUCACGAUGCCGGUGGGUUUAUUGCUUUCCGUGGGGUUUGGCGUGUGGCUGGAGUACUUGCCACAUCGCGUGCAAUGGGCGAUUAUCCGCUGAAAGAUAAGAACCUUGUGAUUGCCACGCCUGAUAUACUGACCUUUGAGUUAAACGAUCACAAGCCACACUUUUUGAUACUUGCCUCUGAUGGGCUCUGGGAUAUAUUCAGUAAUGAGGAGGCCUGCAUCUUUAUCCAGGAGCACCUUAAGGACUCAGAUUAUGGGGCCAAAGCCCUCACAAUGGAGUCGUACAAGCGCGGCUCCGUGGACAACAUAACCGUGGUGGUGAUUGUCUUCAGGAAUGCUGUCUACACAAUUGGCGGAACAUUGGCGGGCAAGGUUGCAGACGCUCCUGCUGCUGCUCAACCGAUGGCCAAAUCCCCGCCCGUCGCUGCGGUGCAACGCUCGAAUUCAAUCAAAACCAAAUGAGGACUACGCCUCAGAGUGCCUGCUAAGAGUUAUAGGAAUCUUUAGCUUUCCCCCAUCCUUGCCCUGCGCUGUACUCCCCCCGUCCCUUCAUCCACAAUAUCUAGUUAGGCAAGAUGUAAAAUUCUUUGUUAAAUGUUAUAUGUACCCAAAGGCAGCAUCACAUACACCAUACAUAAGCAUCACACACACCAUCCAAAUCAUGUACAUGCUCACAAAAGGAAAACUUCCUUUAGGAAUCCCAUUUAUUGUUGUCCCAUUAGUCAAAUAUUGUUUUCGCAUCUUUCCCCCCACCACCACAUUGCCCAUAUACUUUGUUCCCAACCAGACGCACACACGAUACACCGCACGCAUCUUCUGACGUAAUUAUUUAUUUAAAUUAUUUGUUAUACGAUAAUUGUAAAACUGGAAACAUUUUCUAAAAUGUGUUUACAAUAAAGAAAGCACUAGAGAAUGCA